AUGGGUAACUAUCCUUCGCGGCGAUAUCCGUUUGUAUACCCGCAGCAUCGGCCACCACCGCUUGGUCCUCAUCCCUGGGCUUCCCGCUUUGCCUUGGGGUGGAAGCAUUUUGGCAGUAGGUUCGAGGAUAUACGUGUUUGGUGGGGUAAAGAUGACAUCGAGUGCUUUCAGCAUCGACUGCAGAUCUCAUACUGUUCAACCCCUCCCGAGCAUGCCUUUCCCCAUGUCGCCGCCUUUGUGGAUGGGAGGAUCUACGUUAUUGGAUGUGAUGACUUCUACUCAAAUUCCAAGGCCGUGGUGGUGUUCAAUACCGAAACACAAACGUGGGAGCCUGAGAUGACAACCAAGGCAGGGAUGGAGAUAGAUGACCUUUGGAUAUUUGGUUAUGCGGUGGUGAUGGGUGGUAAGAUGUACAUGAGGGAUAUUCAAAAGAGCUUUGUUUACGAUCCAAAGGAAAGCAAAUGGGAAAUGGACAAGGUGCUGAGUUCCAAGGAGUGGUGGAAGGCGUGUGUCGUUGAUGAUGUUUUGUACUACCACGAUUCUCGUAAGAACAAGUUGAGAUGGUAUGACCCGAAGCGGAGGUGUUGGGGAGUGGUGAAAGGCGUGGAAGAGUUGUUGGCUCAGACGCUUGAUUUUGGGUAUAUACAGACUGUGUGUUACGGUGGGAAGCUGGUUUUGCUGUGUCCUAAAGCAGGUGUCAGAAUCAUGCGGGAGGCUUUUUUUGCUGAGAUUUCUCUGGAAAGACGCAAAGGAGGUCAGAUGUGGGGUGAAGUUGAUCACCCGUGUGAUCUUGGUUUGACUGUUCCUGGUGGUCAAUUUAUCAUUGAGAAACCUCUUGUUGUUGUGGUUUGA
This is a messenger RNA of Raphanus sativus (radish), 852 nucleotides long. Its product is annotated as F-box/kelch-repeat protein At4g38940-like. Lineage: Eukaryota; Viridiplantae; Streptophyta; Magnoliopsida; Brassicales; Brassicaceae. Gene Ontology annotation, molecular function: protein binding. The transcript is spliced from 2 exons. Bases 1 to 852 code for a protein of 283 amino acids. The record is from RefSeq and is a predicted model, not a curated record.